Dioscorea cayenensis subsp. rotundata (Guinea yam) is the source of this 2135-nucleotide messenger RNA. Its product is annotated as D-3-phosphoglycerate dehydrogenase 3, chloroplastic-like. The transcript is spliced from 5 exons. Gene Ontology annotation, biological process: L-serine biosynthetic process. The record is from RefSeq and is a predicted model, not a curated record. Gene Ontology annotation, molecular function: phosphoglycerate dehydrogenase activity; NAD binding. Lineage: Eukaryota; Viridiplantae; Streptophyta; Magnoliopsida; Dioscoreales; Dioscoreaceae. The coding region runs from base 67 to 1917 and encodes 616 amino acids.
AAAAGCGCCAUUUUUGGAAGCUCGUCCAAACAAAGGCCGGCACUUUCUCCCCCGAGAUCCAAAGCCAUGGCCGCUCUCGCUCCCUCCAAGCUCGCCAUCUCCCCCGGCGUCAAGCUCCCGGCCUCCAUCCCCACCUCCAUUCCCUCCAUCUCCCUCCGUGGCUUCAGAUCCCGCCGUUCCUUCCUUGGCUCCACCGUCCGCCUCCCUGCGAUCUCUCCGAUCGCGCGAAUCACUGAGUCUCGGCACCCACAUAUCUCCGCUGCUGCGGCUUCCGUGGCGGAUGCGAAACCCACCGUCCUUGUCGCCGAGAAGCUCGGGGAAGCCGGGUUGGCACUCCUUCGUGAGUUCUCGAACGUCGAUUGCUCUUAUAAUUUGUCCCAGGAAGAGCUCUGCGCGAAGAUCUCGCUGUGUGAUGCGUUGAUCGUGAGGAGCGGGACGAAGGUCACGCGUGAGGUGUUUGAGGCGGCGCGCAGCAGGCUUAAGGUUGUUGGCCGUGCUGGCGUUGGGAUCGACAACGUUGAUCUGCAGGCAGCGACGGAGCAUGGAUGUCUCGUCGUCAACGCACCCACGGCAAACACCAUCGCUGCAGCCGAGCACGGCAUCGCUCUUCUCACUUCCAUGGCUCGCAACGUCGCUCAGGCCGACGCUAGCAUGAAAGCUGGAAAAUGGCAGCGCAACAAGUAUGUUGGUGUUUCUCUGGUGGGGAAAACACUGGCAGUUAUGGGAUUUGGAAAGGUUGGUUCAGAAGUUGCAAGGCGGGCGAAAGGACUUGGAAUGCACGUUGUUGCUCAUGAUCCAUAUGCCCCUGCUGACAGGGCUCGUGCUAUCGGUGUAGAACUUGUGUCAUUUGAUGAAGCCAUAUCUAAUUCGGACUUCAUUUCUCUUCACAUGCCUCUGACACCUACAACUUCAAAGAUUUUCAAUGAUGAUACCUUUGGGAAAAUGAAAAAGGGUGUGAGAAUCAUCAAUGUUGCAAGGGGUGGAGUUAUUGAUGAAGAUGCCUUGGUGAGAGCUCUUGACAAUGGAACUGUUGCUCAGGCUGCACUUGAUGUCUUCACUAAGGAACCUCCAGCAGCAGACAGCAAAUUGGUGCAACAUCCAAAUGUAACUGUCACACCUCACUUAGGUGCUAGUACAAUGGAAGCUCAGGAAGGUGUAGCUAUCGAAAUAGCAGAGGCAGUUGUUGGAGCAUUGAAAGGUGAGCUAGCUGCAACUGCUGUAAAUGCCCCCAUGGUUCCUGCUGAGGUUCUAUCUGAGCUUGCUCCUUACGUUAUCCUCGCCGAGAAGCUCGGUAGAUUGGCUGUUCAACUAGUAGCAGGAGGCAGCGGCAUCAAGGGUGUCAAAGUUGUAUACACUUCAGCUCGAGACCCAGAUGACCUGGACACUAGGAUUCUCCGGGCAAUGGUUACAAAAGGCAUCAUUGAACCAAUAUCCAGUGUGUUUGUCAACCUUGUCAAUGCCGACUAUACUGCAAAGCAGAGAGGCCUCCGUAUCAGUGAGGAGCGUAUCUUCCACGAUGGCUCUGCCGAGAUCCCAUUAGACUCCAUCCAAUUGCACCUAUCGAAUGUAGAGUCCAAGUUUGCGAGUGCUAUCUCUGAUUCGGGCGAUAUCAGAGUUGAGGGGAGGGUGAAGGAUGGUAUACCACAUCUCACAUUGGUCGGGUCCUUCGCUGUAGAUGUGAGCCUUGAAGGGAACUUGAUACUGUGCAGACAAGUUGAUCAGCCCGGUAUGAUCGGCCGGGUCGGGAAUAUACUCUCUGAGCAAAAUGUGAAUAUCAGUUUCAUGAGUGUCGGUAGGACAGCUCCGAAGAAGCAGGCAAUUAUGGCAAUCGGUGUUGACGAAGAACCUGAGAAGGAAACUCUUAAGAAGAUUGGUGAUAUCCCUGCAAUUGAAGAGUUUGUCUUCCUUAAGUUAUAGAGCAAAAUAAUAUUUUUUGUUCUCAUAGACUAAAAUAAAAUAAAUGUGCUGCUUGAAGUCUUUGAUGUCUGUUCUUGAUUUCUAGCUGUUUCCAUUGGUUUAUAAGGGAUUGUUGUGUGACCAAUUUUUGACAAUCUUCCGGUCAAAAUUUGUCAAAAUUUCUUCUGUACUUUGACUUUUGAUCUAUUUUAUUUUAUUUUAUUUUUUUGGGAGCAAUA